UUUCGGUUGGAGACUGAAAUCUGUCUGAUCAGCGGAGCGCACAUUCCCUUAAUACCAUCUAAUAUCUCACAGGACUUUCUUCCCCUAGUCUGUGCUCGGAGCCUACAUCUAGCUUCAAGUGUCGUCGGGUUUGGACUCUAACUUUUCGACGUCUGUGGCAGAAGGAAACGGCAAAGAAUGACGAGCAAUUCAAAGCGGAAAGAAGAAAGUCAGCAGCUGAAUGGAGGAGUAAAGCAGCCCACAUGGAGCAAAGCCUUCAACAGCACCGCAGUCUGGGAGGAGAAGGACGAGUUUUUAGAUGUGAUUUACUGGCUUCGGCAAAUAAUUGCAGUAAUCCUCGGUGUGAUUUGGGGCGUUGCACCGUUGAAAGGAUUCCUGGGAAUAGCCAUAUUCUGCAUCAUCAACGCUGGCGUCCUGUACGUGUACUUCAGCAGCUUUCAGCAGAUCGAUGAGGAAGAGUACGGUGGCACGUGGGAACUCACCAAAGAAGGCUUCAUGACGUCUUUUGCUCUGUUUCUGGUGGUGUGGAUAAUCUUUUACACAGCUCUACAUUUUGACUGAGAGGAAUCCACAGGACACUAAAUACGAACAUUUCUGUUGAAGUAAAUUGUCAAGACGGAGGGAGGAACUCCACGGCUCGAGGGGUGUCAACGCUCCUACAUACAGUAUGACUUUUCAGUGUGCAGUGCAUCAUGGGAGUUGUAGUUCGAUUAACAAGAUCCUGCAAGACCACCAUGAUGAUCAAAUAAUGUACAUCUGUCUGAUUUGGGGGGAGGGGUUUCCUUUUUAAGGCACACUCCAUUACACUUCCCACCUGUUUAUAAUACCUUCCUCACUUCAUCAUCAUCAUCAUCAUCAUCAUCAUCAUCAUCUCUGAUAAAACACUAACCAAAAUGUUCAGCUGAGAUUGGCUGCAGUUCUAUUCGCGAUUGGAAAAGUAGCUCGAUGUAAAACUGAAUAGGGAUUCAUUUAGUAGUUGUUGGUUUUCUCCAGGGCCUUUCUUCUGUUUUAGAAGAGUGACAUCAAUGCAGAUUUUAGACUGUUAAGAUAACAACCAGUUGUGUUUUCAUCCUAGUUUACUGCUCACUUAAGUAACAGUGUUGUCAUCUAGUUAUUAGGGUUCAAUCAGUCCGUAUGUGUGAAGUGUAAAGUGUCCUUUUUUAUUUAGGGACAAAACGCACCAUAUUGGAUGUACAACACUACCAGUAAAGGAUUGUUCAUGUGGCUUCACUGUUAACUCACACCUUUUAAAUUUCACUCCAAAAUGAUAUGUUCACAUAUAACACUUUUUAGGAAAACAACUUGGUCUGACAAAUUGUUAUAAUUAGCAAAAGAGUUGGUUAGAAAGCGGCAUCACAGUAAAUAGGUUGUCAUUAACCCUUUGAUGCACAACAUAUGGACACAACAUGGGUCAAAAAUGAAUUCCCUAUGUUAUUUCAGUCUGGUUGUGUGUUUCUUUGCUCUAUCUUUUGAAAUCAAUUUAUUUUAUGAUUGAAUAGUCCUUUGAAUACCUUGUUUUUGAUUACAGCAGAUGAUUAUGUGAAAAAAUGUUGAUUUGUGCUAAACAAAAACAAGAUAUGUACUGAAUACUUGGACUAAUAAAUGAUAAAAUACAUUUAUUCCAAAGAUGUAUAAUAGAAACACUCAGCCACACAUGAAAUAACAUUGAAAAUGGAUAAAAAGUGUAAUUUUUGACCCAUGUUGUGCAUUAGAAGAGUAGUUUUAUUCGAAAAAGUAAGAAAUGAAAACAAAAAAAUAGGAUGUAUGAUGAUCAAAAACAAGUUGAUUGAGGAAAACCUGGAAUACUGAAUGAUGAAAUUAAUUUAUUGUGGAGAUAUAGAACAUAAAAACUCAGUCGGGUCACUUUAGACCCAUGUUGUGCAUCAAAGGGUUAAAGAUAUGUGUCAGUGGUUUUAAGGGUGAUGUCAUCUGUUUUUGAGAAAUAUUGAGAGAGGACUUGGAGCUUCCAUGUUUUUUUUUCGUGUGUGUGUUUUUUUUGCUCACUGGAUACAAACAUUGCAAUUUGAAUAAAGUUUGUCAUUUGUUGUUUCUUCUAAAAAAGGAUCUGGUGCCCAACAAAUGUUAAAGGUUGCAGCCAACACAGCUGAAAUCUCACUUGUGCUAAUUUUAACAUCAAAAACAAAAUGCUGGCUGGCUGGUUGGUAAGAUACACAUAUCAGCUGAUAUCCAAUCCCGAUGACAGUAUCUGCCAGUAGUAUCAAUGCGCUGUUACUUCAGUCAGGAACUAAUCACCAUCUAAUUUAUCUGUCCAUCCAAAUGUCCUCAGAGCAAAGGGAGGAAACGUGCAUGCCGUUUUCAGAUGCAAAUGUUCACAGAUUUAACCUAAAAACGUGUCUGUGCACUGCCAUGACUCGCUGUUCGUAUAUUUAGAUGUCAUUUAUUAAUGGCAUUAGUUUUUGGAGGAUAGAACUAAUUUAAAUUUAUUAUUUUCUUCUCACAUGUAGCUUCCAGAUCAAAGUCUUACCUGUUUUUGUUUUGAAAUUAAUUUAAACUUGUGUGUAAAUUCUGUAAAAUGUCCCUUUUUUUGUCAAAUCCGCAUUGUAUUACACAGAUUUAUUUGUACUUAUGUUAUGUCUUGUUUGAUGUAACAUAUUUCUCAGUAUUUUAUAGUGAAGAACUUUUGAAAACAGUUCUUACAAAGUUAUUGUAAUGAUACUGUUAUAUUAGAUACACAGCUGGUGUUUGAAAGGAUUGUAUUUUCUGAUCAAAUCUUUUGGGAAUCAUUAAACAUGGGCUUUAUUUGGCCUCCAUUUUCAAAGAGA
This is a messenger RNA of Centropristis striata (black sea bass), 2783 nucleotides long. RefSeq names its product RAB5 interacting factor (gene rab5if). Gene Ontology annotation, biological process: mitochondrial respirasome assembly. The record is from RefSeq and is a predicted model, not a curated record. NCBI's taxonomy places the organism in Eukaryota, Metazoa, Chordata, Actinopteri, Perciformes, Serranidae. The transcript has 4 exons. The coding region runs from base 178 to 561 and encodes 127 amino acids.